UGGUGUUUUGGAGGUUUUUAUGGACACAGGAUGCCUGGUGAGUUCUAGAGAUGGACUUGGGCAGGAGGAACCCCCAAGCCAACGCGCUCAGCCCUUGUUUUCCCCCCAUCAGGAUUUGUCCUUCCCAAAGCUUGGGCGGAUGGAGGAGGAGGCUGCGAGGAAGAGGAAGAUGCCUUGGUCCCCCCAGGCAGGCCCCGAGCUGAGGACGGAGAGCCCGGAGGACAAAUCCCCCUGUGAGACCCUGGUGGGAGAGGCCGUUUUGAAGGGCUCCCCGGCGCAGGAAGGCAGUGGGGAGGAAAAGGGCCGGAGAUCCCCCCGCAGGAGGGGCUCCAAAGCCAUCCCAGGGUGCUCUGAGGAGGAAAGAGCCAGCCUGUGCCGGGAAGGUGGCCGGAGCUUGAGGGGAAGCUCUGAGCUAGUGGUCCCUGAGCAGCCUCCCAGCAGGAAGAAGCCCUUCAGGUGCUUGGAAUGUGGGAAGAGCUUCAGGAAGAGCUCCAGCCUCCUCAGCCACCAGCACAUCCACACUGGGGAAUGGCCCUACACAUGUGGGGAAUGUGGGAAGAGCUUCAGGAGCAACUCCAACCUGAUCCAACACCAGCACAUCCACACUGGGGAACGGCCUUACAAAUGUGGGGAAUGUGAGAAGAGCUUCAGGGACAGCUUCAGCCUCAUCCAACACCUGCACAUCCACACUGGGGAACGGCCCUAUUUGUGUGCAGAAUGUGGGAAGAGCUUCAGGGACAGCUCCAAUCUCCACAACCACCAGCGCAUCCACACUGGGGAACGGCCCUACAUGUGUGGGCAAUGUGGGAAGAGCUUCAGCAAGAGCUCCAGCCUCCACAUCCACCUGCUCAUCCACACUGGGGAACGGCCCUAUAUGUGCUUUGAAUGUGGAAAGAGGUUUCCAACCAACGCGAAUCUCCUGCAGCACGAGCGGACGCACACGGAUGAGAGGCCCUUCCACUGCACCGACUGUGGGAAGGGCUUCAACCGAAAGUCCACCCUCGUCACCCACCGGCACAUCCACACCGGGGAGAGGCCCUACAAGUGUGGGGAGUGUGGGAAGAGCUUCACCCAGAGCUGUCACUUGACCAGACACCAGCGGACCCACCAGUAAGGUAAGCCCUACCAGUGCCCCGACUGCGGGAAGAGCUUUGGCAGCUGCUUCCACCCCAAAUGAAGCCCUUGAUGGUGAGACAACCCCUGGAGUCCAGUGACUGUCACUCCAUCCCUUUCCACCACAAAGGGCCAGUCCCCUUUAACAGGGGCAGCUUCUUCCAACAGAACCCUUCUUGGGGGGUGUGUGGAGAUUCCUGCCUUGGCUGGGGACCCCCCAAGGUCACUGCUGGAGGUUGAGAGCAGAGAUCUCCCCCUGAGCGUUGUUCUGGGGGAGUUCCA
Molecule: messenger RNA, 1395 nt
Organism: Pseudopipra pipra
Lineage: Eukaryota; Metazoa; Chordata; Aves; Passeriformes; Pipridae
Product: zinc finger protein 239-like
Exons: 2
Coding region: 20-1114 (364 amino acids)
Biological process (GO): regulation of DNA-templated transcription
Molecular function (GO): RNA polymerase II cis-regulatory region sequence-specific DNA binding; DNA-binding transcription factor activity, RNA polymerase II-specific
Source: RefSeq, a predicted model, not a curated record